UUGAACACAACACUUGCUAUCUGCUCUUGAAGUUGAACAGUUGAACACAAAUACCAUCCAACAUUCAUUUCAAGUUGUACUCAAAGUUACCAUAAUUUAUCUUAGUUUGCAUUUUUUCUUCACAAACACAACAAAAAAUUCAAUCAAUUAAAGCAGUUUGUUGUUUCUGUGUUAAAUACUGUCUAGAAAAAGCUGCAAUGGAGUUAGCGACUCAAGAGGAAAAGGAGGCAUUCUGUAAAGCGAUUGGAAAUAAAAAUUUAAAACAAGUUAAAGAAUACGUAUCGGAGAAGUUAUAUGUAAAUUUUAUUUUUGAUAAUCAUCAUAAUCCACUUACAUUAGCGUUAAAGUCACAUAACAUUGAUGUAAUAAAAUAUCUAAUAGAAAAUGGAGCCCACGUUAAUUGCAGUAAUGAUUAUGGAUAUGCACCUUUACAUUGGGCAAUAAAAAAUGAUUGUUCAUUAGAUAUUAUAAAGCUACUUAUAAAUAAUAAUGCAGAUAUAAAUAAAAUUUCAAUAUACGAGUUUGAAAAAUAUACACCACUUUCAGCUGCUGUUGAUGAAAACAAUUUUGAGGUUGCUAAACUUUUAAUUGAUGAGGGAGCUGACGCAAAUAAACGAAACUCUGAUGAUUCUACUGCUCUAACUCUUGCUCACAAAUAUAAUAGAACAGACAUAUUGAAUUAUUAUUAUUAUAAUUCUCUAGGAUUUGCUAUUUUUACCGAAAAAUUGGAUGAAGCUCGAAAACUUUUAGAAGAUGGUGCAGAUGUUUUUAUGACUGGUGCAAAGAAAAAACUUCCUCUUAUUAUAGCCGUUGAAAAGGAGAAUCUCGAAGCAAUCAAACUUUUAUUCGAAUUUGGAGGCGAUAUUACGAUGCCAACUGCCGUAUUGAAGGCCAUAAAUGUGGGCAAUCUUGAGAUAAUUAAUUUUUUUUUAAGAAACAAUGUUGAAAUUAAUUGGAAAUAUCGAGACGGCACUACACUUCUUAUAAGUGCCAUAGAGAAGGGAAAUUUCGAUGUGAUUAAAAUUUUGAUUGAAAAUGGCGCCGAAGUUAAUUUUCCAGACAAUAUGCCCUUAAUAACAGCUGUAAGGAUGGGAAAUUUCGAUGUAGUCAAAAUUUUAAUAGAAAAUGGUGCUAGUGUUAAUCCCACAGACAAUAAAAACUCUUAUCCACUGUUUGAGGCUUUGAAACUUGACAACUACGACAUUACGAAAUAUCUAAUAAAUAAGGGAGCGAAAAUGGAGGCGAAAUUUUUAUUGAAAGACAACUUUCAAUGUGUAAAAAAUUUAAUUAAGAUGAAAACCCAGUUGAAGAGUGUGUUGCUGGACGACCAUUUUGAAACUUCUACUUUACUAAAAGUAGUCGAAACUAAAAAUACUUGUUUUGUAAAUUAUCUUUUAGAACAAGGGCUUCAAAUUGAUUCGUAUGAUAAAAAGGAAGAAAGCCCUCUUGCAGUAGCUGCUAAAAAUCGCAGUUUUUUAAUUGUUCAAAUUUUGAUUAAUGCUGGCGCUGAUAUUAACUCGGCCAAAAAAGAACUCGAGGAUUUAGCCGACGAAGAUGAAAAUUUUGACGUUUAUUAUCAGAGAUUGAAACGAAAACGUAACUUUUCUGAAGUUUCAGUUCCUGCUGACGGACGUCACGAAGACUCUUUUGUCGUAGUGUAAUUUUUUCAAGUUUAUUCUUUUGUACCUUUCUGAAUAAAAAAUAUUGUUAAUACUUCAA
This is a messenger RNA of Tribolium madens (black flour beetle), 1719 nucleotides long. RefSeq names its product putative ankyrin repeat protein RF_0381. The record is from RefSeq and is a predicted model, not a curated record. NCBI's taxonomy places the organism in Eukaryota, Metazoa, Arthropoda, Insecta, Coleoptera, Tenebrionidae. Gene Ontology annotation, molecular function: protein binding. Bases 198 to 1661 code for a protein of 487 amino acids. The transcript has 3 exons.